Micropterus dolomieu (smallmouth bass) is the source of this 5119-nucleotide messenger RNA. RefSeq names its product macrophage-stimulating protein receptor-like. Gene Ontology annotation, biological process: phagocytosis; multicellular organism development; protein phosphorylation. The transcript has 23 exons. Gene Ontology annotation, molecular function: ATP binding; protein binding; transmembrane receptor protein tyrosine kinase activity. Gene Ontology annotation, cellular component: signaling receptor complex; membrane. The record is from RefSeq and is a predicted model, not a curated record. The coding region runs from base 228 to 4412 and encodes 1394 amino acids. NCBI's taxonomy places the organism in Eukaryota, Metazoa, Chordata, Actinopteri, Centrarchiformes, Centrarchidae.
CAGUGUAAACUCCGUGCCAGUGGAUCUCCGGCGCUGUCAGGUGAGUUCUCUGCUGCAGGUCAGUGAGUGGAGCUUCACUAACACAGGACAUUUCACUCGUAAGGAAUUCACAUUUUUGAGACAGCUGAACAAAUUACAUCCAGAGCUCCCGCUGGUUCUCCAGAAUGUUCUAUUUGAGGAAAGUAUCUUAUAGGUAGCACUCAAUCACGGUGGACUGUGACGUGGAGAUGGUCACUUGGGCCGCCUUACUGACAGUGUGCAUGUGUAUACAAAUGCAAACUGCCUCAGGACAGCAAACAUGUGCUUCUACACCACCCAGGGUGGCGGAUUUUACUGUAAAAUACUCCCUCCCCUACUUCCAAACAGACAAACCUAUACAGAACAUAGCAGUGAACUUAGAGGGGCAUCAGCCAGAUGUGUAUAUUGCAUGCCAGAAUGUAAUAGAGGCGGUAAGCUAUUCUAUGGAAAAAAUAUGGGAGCUGAAAACUGGGCCUGUUGGCAGUCCUGAAUGUAAAACAUGUCAGGUGUGUGCCAUAAAAACAGACCCAGGGGAUCCAGUGGAUACAGACAAUGAAGUUCUACUAUUGGAUUCUGAUGGAUCUCCCAAUCCCUACUUGUACAUUUGUGGGAGUACACAGCAUGGGAUCUGUUACUUCAUUGACAUUGGAGAACUACAGCCUAAGUGUUUAUAUAGAAAGGAGCAAAACUCUCCAACCAACUGUCCAGACUGUCUGGCCAGCCCACUUGGCACCAAAGUCACCAUUGUUCAACAGGCAGCCACAUCGCUCUUUUUUGUAGCAGCCUCUGUCAAUGACAAAGUGGCACAGAGGUACCCAAGGAGGUCGAUAUCAGUGAUGAGGCCGCUUUCAACUGAAGAUGGCUUUCAUAUGGUCAUGAAUGGGCUGACAGUACUCCCUGGUCUACGGGACUCUUACAAGAUUGACUACAUCUACAGCUUCUCCACAGAGGAGUAUGUGUACUUCCUGUCCCUGCAGAGAGAAAAUCCAUCAAAGAGCAAUUCGCCUUUUCAGACUCGUCUAGGACGACUGCCAAUAUUGAUCCCAGAGGUGUGGAUGUACAGAGAGGUGGUCCUGGAGUGCCGGUAUGAGCCAAAGCGCAGGAGGAGAAGGAGAGAUGGCUUCAGGAGCAUUGUGUAUAACGGGCUACAGGCAGCAUACUUUGGACGAGCGGGGAAGGACUUGGCAGAUGAGCUGAGAUUGGACGAGAGAGAAGACAUUCUGUAUGGGGUGUUUUCAGAGGUGGAUGUGCGUGGUCACCCUAAAAAAAACUCAGCCCUGUGUGCCUUCUCUUUGACUAAAGUAAACCAUGACAUUGAUAAGGGUGUGGAAGCUUGCUGCACGUCAGGUCCAGAGCAGCUGUCUAGGGGUCUCUGUCACUUCCAGCCGUGCGAGAGCUGCCCACAUGAGAGCUCUGAAGGUAAUGACACAUGCACUGCCAAACCCACUCUGGCGGCAAUGCCAUACUACAGACUAGACCUCUUCAACAGGCAGAUGCAAGAUGUCCUUUUCACUGCUGUCCUGGUUACCACUAUUGGGAAUCACACGCUGGGCCACUUUGGUACCUCAGAUGGACGGAUACUGCAGAUGAUUCUUACUAGGGACAGGCUUAUUGUUUUUGCCAACUAUUCUCUGGAAGGGGCCGAAGUGUCCAGGACAGCCGCUGUGUACUCAGAGGAUUCGCUUCUCUUUGUUGUUGGAAAUAAGAUGUUCAGGGUGCCCUCUGCAGGACCGGGAUGUGCACAUCUUACGACGUGCUCCAUGUGUUUGAUGGCUCCACCCUUCAUGAAGUGUGGCUGGUGUUCGGGAAUCUGCUCGAGGCAGCAUGAGUGUGCGUCGCAGUGGAGCAAAGACUCUUGCACACCUAUCAUAACAGAGUUUUUCCCUAAAACGGCACCUGCUGGAGGUGAGACAGAAAUGACAGUGUGCGGCAGGGAGUUUCAGUCUCCUCAGCGAUCGGCCAUUAUCAGCGGCAAAACCCACAUCAUCACAGUGGGCUCCAGGACCUCGUGUACUGUCCUACCUGAAAAGAGCAGUAGUGAAAUGAUAGUAUGCAAGAUUCAGGGAAAAACCAUACCAAACCCGGACCUCAACAUCACUCUGAAAGUGCAAGAAGGGCAAGUGGAGGGCCGCUACGCUAUUAGAGGCACUGCUCAGAUGCCUGGCUUUUCUUUUGUGGAGCCUAGCAUAAGCGAAAUCAGGCCUGACUAUGGACCAGUAUUUGGAGGAACAACAGUUACACUUGUAGGCAGAUAUCUUAAUUCUGGGAUACAAAGAGAUGUCUUCUUUGCUGACAAAAAGUGCAACAUUCUCAGUGCUCCUGAAGGAAAUAAGACUUUGUCUUCAAUCGUCUGCAACACUGCAGCUGCUGCAGUUGUCGGGAAGGUACCUGUGAAAGUCCUCAUUGACAACUUUCAAGUGACGACCACUGAGAUGUUCUUCUACAAGGAAAACCCUGUUAUAACCUCUGUACAACCUCACUGCAGUUUCCAAAAUGGCUCUAAGCUGGUGAUAGAAGGCCAGAAUCUUGACUCUGCCCACAAAACUGUGGUUCAAUAUAUUCCCAAAGAUAAAAACCUCCAGUCUCAUCAACAAGUCUGCGAAGGCACAACGAAUGCCACACAUAUGGAGUGCUUGGCCCCUGCGUUUCCUGAAAUGUCAGAAGACAAGUCUGAGACGGGAGAUAUUUUAAUUCACAUGGAUGGAAAAAGUAACCUCUGGAAAAGACGUUUUGACUACUACUCUGAUGUCAAAAUCAUUCCCUUUGAAAAUGAUGACAGUGUAUUGCUUCUAAAACCAGGAGAGACGGAAGUUUCACUGCAUCAUAGCAAACUGAAUAUAGUGAGCACAUGUAUGAAGAUCAUAAUGACUGUUGGGGGUGUGAACUGCAAUGCAAAGGUUCUAGUAAAUGAGCUGACAUGCAGGAUUCCCAAAGGCCUGGAAAUCCCCAGCGAGGGAUUGCCAGUUAGGGUGUAUGUGAAUGGGGAAAUUCAUAAUGUGGGUACAGUAGUCAACGAUGACAACAACAACAACACUGUGAUUGCGGGCAUUGUGCUGGGCAUCAUUGCUGCAUUGGUAGUAGGUGCUGGCCUUGCAUUAAUUGUGAUGAUCCAUUUGAGGAAGAAAAAGAGAGCCAUCAUAGAGAAUCGUUUAUCAACAAUGCUUUCACGGAACCACAUAAGCAAUGGCCCAGAUCUCUCCCUGACCGGUGACUACAGACAAGUAGAUCUGUCCAAUCAAACAUCAGGCUCUGGAGGAAUGGCGUUCCAAGGUUUGUUGUAUGCUGCCAGCUAUGAUCAUCUGGCCGUUCCUUUAAUGCCACGGGACGACAUCUCAAUGGUCAGUCUAAGUUCUGAUCUUCUCGAAGAAGUCAAAGGUGUCCUGAUCCCUGCCGAGAUGCUCCGAAUUGAGGAAAACCAGAUUAUUGGCAAAGGCCACUUUGGGACAGUCUAUCAUGGUUACCUGAUAGACAGCAAGCAAGAGAUCCACUGUGCUGUUAAAUCAUUGAACAGGAUCACAGAUUCGGGGGAGGUGGAUCAGUUUCUCAGAGAGGGCAUCAUUAUGAAAGGUUUCCACCACCCUAACAUACUGUCUCUGCUCGGCAUCAUGCUGCCCAAAGAAGGGCUCCCUCUGGUGGUUCUACCGUAUAUGAAGCACGGGGAUGUGCGUCAUUUCAUCCGCUCUGAGAAAAGGAACCCAACAGUGAAAGACCUGAUUGGCUUUGGGCUUCAGGUUGCCAAAGGGAUGGAGUAUUUAGCCCAGAAAAAAUUUGUCCACAGAGACCUAGCUGCACGUAACUGCAUGCUGGAUGAAACCUUCACAGUAAAGGUGGCUGACUUCGGCAUGGCAAGGGACAUAUAUGACAAGGAGUACUACAGCAUUCAAGAUCAGAAACGGGCAAAGCUUCCAGUGAAGUGGAUGGCCAUCGAAAGCCUGCAAACACAAAAGUUCACUAUCAAGUCUGAUGUGUGGUCAUAUGGGAUCUUAUUGUGGGAGCUGUUGACCAGAGGUGCUAGCCCAUAUCCAGGUGUGGACCCCUAUGACAUCACACACUACUUGUUGAAGGGACGUCGGCUUCCCCAGCCACAGUUUUGCCCUGAUACUCUCUAUUCCAUCAUGCUGACAUGUUGGGACCCAGAGCCCGAGUGCAGGCCUAGCUUCAGUAGCCUGGUUACAGAAGUACAACACGUCCUGUCCUGUCUGGAAGGAGAGCACUACAUGAGUCUGAAGGUUAACUAUGUCAACUUAGACCAGCCAAGGCCCUACCCAUCCCUGACUGGAUCUGCCGAUGAGGCUGAGGCCUCGGACUUGGAGGCAGACAAUAAUGUUGCCGGAUCACUGCAGCAAGAGAAGGCACGCAAGUUCUUCAUCAAAGCGGGUCAUCAAAGCGGCUGAAGAAAAAAUGACACAGCACUUGUUCACUGCCAGGUGCAGAAAAGGUGGCAGUAAAUAUGAUAAGCUCUGGUUGUGUUAAGGUGGAGGCUAAGAAUUUGAAAAUGAAGUGAUGUUUGCAUCUAAAGACUGAACAGAAAGCCAAAAUGAUGGAUAGUUUUUGCUCUUAACAACCAUUGCAUUUGAUUUUUGCUUUUAUUCAAGUCAUGGAGAGGCAAACAUAGGAUGUACUUGUGUUUAAAUGGUUACUGGCUCCAAAGAAAGAAAGAAAACAUGACCGCAAAUGAUAAAGAGGAGGCGAGGGGUAGAAAACAAAGUUAGACAUUAAAUAAGCAUUAAUGAGCUGCACAUGAACCCCCAGUGGAGAAAAGAUACAACUUCCUGUACAUCAGCCCGGGCCACCCAAAGAGUUGAAGCUUCUCUGCCAAGUGCUACAAAGUCUCCCAGAUGUCAUGAAAUAACCUAAAGUUUUUAAAGCAAGUCUCCGACUACAGUUCUGCACAGAUUUGGCUUCUGACUCUUCAUAAUGUCAACUUGCAGAGUCAUCGUGUAAGAAACUUGCCAGUGCAGCUUCUUGGAUUACAUGAAGCAGUUGGCAUUUAAAAUAAAAUUUGGCAUGAAACAAAGACACUGACAUUGAAAUCAAAACUUGAAAAAAAAUAAAAUAAAAUUGGCGUCAGCCAAGUGAGAGUGAGAAAGAAUUUUUUCAA